Actinia tenebrosa (Australian red waratah sea anemone) is the source of this 2975-nucleotide messenger RNA. RefSeq names its product mitogen-activated protein kinase kinase kinase 10. Gene Ontology annotation, biological process: protein phosphorylation. The record is from RefSeq and is a predicted model, not a curated record. Lineage: Eukaryota; Metazoa; Cnidaria; Anthozoa; Actiniaria; Actiniidae. Gene Ontology annotation, molecular function: JUN kinase kinase kinase activity; protein binding; ATP binding.
UCAAUAUAUUCGAUUGUUUUUACUUGAAAGUUUAUGAAUGCAGAACCAGAAUAGAAUUUUUUUCCGCAGGAAAUUCUGCMGAAGAAGAGCUCGAUGCCUGCGAUCGGUUCUAUUGGGAGCUCUCCUCUUUUAGGGAGGUUUUUUAUAUUUUAAAACUAGGUAUUUUGCCGUUAAUUUUUGGCUAAAGAAAUCAACAAAGUCAUGGAAAUGUAUUACGAUGAAGAUCCUUCGAGAAGCACUGAACUCGCUGGAGCAAUCUUAACUAAACCUGAUUUAUGUAUUGCACUUUAUGACUAUGAGGCUGCAGAGGAAGACGAGCUUUCUUUCAAGGCUAACAAUCGUAUUGAAGUUCUUUCGAAAGACCCUGAAAUCAGCGGAGACGAGGGAUGGUGGGUCGGUAGAAUUCAAUCCCAAGUAGAAAGCCGUGUGGGUCUUCUUCCAGCUAACUACGUAACAAGCGAUGAUACUCCUUCGAACUUUAUAGAACCUUUAGAAAUUUCAUAUAACGAGAUCGAACUCAAGGAUAUUGUAGGAACUGGAGGUUUUGGAAAAGUUUAUCGUGCGAUAUGGAAAGAUGAUGAAGUUGCAGUCAAAAUCGCCAGAACAGAAGAUUACGAAGACCCCUCAAAGACUUUACAAAGUGUCAAAGACGAAGCGAAGUUUUUCUCUAUUUUAAGACAUCGAAAUAUCCUGAAUUUGUUUGGUGUUUGUCUUGAAAUACCAAACUUGUGUUUAAUUCUUGAAUACGCUCGUGGCGGUGCUCUGUCAAAAGCUUUGAACGUUCAUGGUAGAAAGAUACCCCCGUCGGUUUUGCUAAACUGGGCGAUACAAACUGCUCAAGGAAUGAACUAUCUUCACAGCGAAGCUCCGCUCAGUAUUAUUCAUCGGGAUCUCAAAUCUGGAAACAUUCUCCUUCUUUACCCCAUUGAUGAAAACGACUUCAACAAUGUCCUUAAAAUUACUGAUUUUGGUCUUGCUCGUGAGAUAGCCAAUACAACACGUAUGAGCGCAGCCGGAACGUAUGCAUGGAUGGCGCCUGAAGUUAUUAGGGCCAGCACAUUUUCGCUUGCAAGUGAUGUAUGGGGAUAUGGUGUAUUGUUAUGGGAAUUACUUACUGGACAAAUACCUUACAAAGAUGUGGAAGCUCUUGCUGUAGCUUAUGGUGUUGCCAUGAACAGGUUAACAUUACCAAUUCCUUCAACUUGUCCUGAGAUAUUUAAAGCAUUAAUGAAUGAUUGUUGGAAUCAAGACCCACACCAGAGACCAUCCUUCAAAACCAUCUUAGAAGAGUUGGAAGAAAUCAGUGACUCUGCAAUAAUGGACAAUCAAAAUGACUCUUUUCGAUCCAUGCAAGAUAGCUGGAAGACAGAAAUUGAAGAGAUUUUUAAUGAAUUGCGUGUUAAAGAAAGAGAAUUGUCGUCACGAGAGGAUGAACUGCGCAAGCACCAAAUGGUACAAGAAGUUCAUGCUGAUGCUUUGAAGAAAAGAGAAGAGGAGCUGGCAGCAAGAGAAAUGCAUCUCCUGGGACGGGAAAUAAACAUUAUUAUCCAGCAACAGAAGCAGUUCAAACCUUCUCCAAAGAAGAGAAAAGGCGGAUUUCUUAAAUUUCGAUUUGGAUCAAGUAGAAAAAUCAGUGCACCAUCAGAUUUUCUUCAUAAAUUUACUAUCGUAUCUGAUAAUGAUAAUACAAUUGUGGAUUGUGAUGGAGCAACUACAUCACCGUUGUCUCCUGUUUUUCAUCGUUUCCGUCUUCAGUCAUUGGAUGACCCAGGUCCAAACGACCCCCAGGUGCCAGUCAGUCCAAACGGCCACAAGAAGAAAGUGCGUACGUGGGGACCAAGCUCAGUCCACCAAAAAGAGAGAGAAAGUCGUUCAAAGAGAAUAAUAGUCAAAGACAGCUUUUCGUCAAGCUUUUCGAAUGAACGAUGUGCGUCUGUACCGAAUCUUGGUUCUAUAAUUAAUAAUAAAGAUCAGGAACGUAAAAACGCCACAGCCGGGAGUAGCCCCGUGUCCUCACCCAAGUCAUCRAGGAAAUUCCCUCGAGGAAAGACCGAAAAAGCGAUGUGCAAGAUGGGCGCAGUKCUGUCYACUCUCGCCCUCGGGAGGGAUUUUACAACGGUAGCUAAGAAUAUGAACGAUGUUCGAAUGAGAUCUGGUAGUCGAGAAAGAAGGAAGUCUCCAAACUCGAGGCGUAGUCGCGAGGUCGGUAGGAAAUCCUGGUUCGGGGGUUCAUCGUCUUCAGACAUCACCGAAAGUGAGGGAAGUCAGAGAGACUCGAUAUUUAGUUCAAGGAGUUUCUUACCUGAUUUCGGACGAGGAAAUGGUARACGUCCUACUUCUACWCCGGUGAUGCUCAAGUCUGUUACCUACCCGAGGAAUGAUUUAAACUCUACGGCUAUGACUAUCGCUUCAGUGGCUUCGACGUCYRAAGAACCUUUGAUUGAGCUUUGCGAAGUCAGAGACAGAAGAUCUAAAUCUCUCGGAGCUUACGAGUUCGGUCUAGUAUCAGUAAAUGAGAACACUUCGACUAGAACUUCUUCCUUUUCGCUUAACCGGAAGUCAUCUUCGUCUGAGUCGAACGGGUCGCCAAGGAGCCCGCCACCGAUAUCUCCCCGAGCGAUAAACGAAAUCAACUCGAACCACGUUCAUAAACAUUUAUCGAAUGUAAAAGGACCGUAUUCAGCGAACGACGGUCAGUUUGAAAUUAUUGGUAGUAGUACCGAACRGGUUAGAGUUGGUUCAACUAAUGGGUCAGGUAUAAUGACUGAGAGAGAAAGAUUGACCUUGCUGGAUGUGAAUGCUGAUGGACAGCAUGAAGAUCAAACGCAACCGCUUCUUCGUCMGCAAGAUUCUGCGAGAAAGCCCUAUGAUUUCCAGGAAUUAGAAAAAGAACUGUUAGGUUAGGAAUGAAUUGCACUCAAUAUAUAAUCUAAUUUUGGAUUAGAGCGGUUUUCGUAUGAAUGGGAAACGAUUUG